AUGCGGGCACCUGUUCCUUUACUCGGUUCAUCAUGUGAUCAGCAGGAUCUUGUGGAUCCGUCUGCAGGUGCGGUCGACCGCGAGACCCGGUCGCUAUUCUCUACCGAUGAUAAAGAUGAACGGACAGAUGGGGAGACGUACGAGCCGUGCUUCUUUGAGGAUGCCGGGUUGUGCGAGGACCUGCUACGCCGCCUUGCCGUCCUCUUGCCGGCGGAGAACGACGUGUUGCUACCCACCAUCGGUCAGGAACCUGAUGGCGCCGCCGCUCUCGUGGAGAGGUUCGCCAAGGCCCUCGAUCGUUACCAGGAGAGCCCCUAUUUGUUGCAUCCUUACCUGGAGGGGAUGGUGGGCCCUCUGGUGGAGCUGGUCGUGCGUUAUCUACCACUAGCGACAGCGGUGUGGGAGCGGUUGGCUUUGCUCAGCCAAGGGGGGGAGCGGCGGGUCGAUCUCUUCAGACCCGAUGAAACUAACGGUGUAGGUGAUAAAGAGGCGAAUGUUGUUCAGGAGGGGCUCCCAGAUGGAGGGCAGGGAGAAGGGGGGGAGGGUGGCGUCCAAGACGAUGCACUUUUAUUGGAGCCUAACGCUUUGGGGCAGAACUUUGAUAUGUUCGACGCGGAUGCACCCAAAAACCCCCUCCACUUGGUCUGCCGAGCCCUCUACGCCCUAGUCAAGACUGCGGGAGAGAAGAGCUGCACGAGCCACUUCCCCAGUGAGGUGUGCUACUACGAGGAUGUUUUCUAUGCGUUGCAGUUGUGGAGGAAGGACCAGCGCCGACUGCGCGAGUGGGAGGUGCGCUACUGCUUAUUGUUGUGGCUCUCCAACCUCAUUCUAGUCCCUUUUGAUCUUAAUUGCAUUGAUUCCAUGCAACUGCCCUCCUCCGACGGGGAUCGCCCUUGCGGGUACCAGGAAAUCCCCGCUGGCGGCUCGUUAUCGGAUGCAGUUCUCGCCACCGCCGUUUCCUUUCUGAACGACGCGUCUAAGUGUCGUGAGGGGGCGGCGCUAGUCGUGGCGCGGCUGCUGACGCGUCCAGACAGCUGCCGGCAUCGGCGCAUUUUCUUUUUGUAUGCUCAGAAGAUUCUUCGGGGUAGUUCCCCUCGGCAAUUGCCCACCUCGAGCCCCUCCGAGGAGGGGACUGAGAGCUGUGUGGAGGCCUUUGUCAAUACCAUGCUCAUAGACGCACUGCCCAACUACAAGAGCGAGAGUCCCGAUAAAGCGAGCAUGGAGGUCGGCUCCGUCCACGUUACCGGUGUGCUGCUUGCGGUGGCCAAGACUUUCAAACUCGGUCAGCGCUCGGAGAUGCUCCCCUACGCGGCGGAGCUGGUGUCGUGCGUCGUGAAUUACCUUCUCCAGCACCGGGUGGGUUGCCUGUUAUACAAGACGGCCGUUAAGGUCUGCCAGCGGCUCUGCCUUUGCAUGUUGCGGAACCGUUUGGCUUCGUGGAAGUAUCACCGGCGGGACGUCCUUUCCCUCGCGGCGAACCUCGGUGAGGGGUAUCUUGCCGGUGCCGCUCUGGGAGGUGACGCCGCACCCCAUGACAGGGAAAACACGUUUAGCGAGGAUAACGUGUUUGAAGGGGAUACAGCGGCGCUGGAUGAAGGGCUCAACCUCCUGCUUCAGGCGCUCGGGCAUAAGGACACGGUGGUGCGGUGGAGUGCCGCAAAAGGGAUCGCGCGGGUGUGCGAGCGCCUGCCGGUGGAGUUCUCUAAUGAUAUAGUGAUAGCGGUGUACAGUGUUUUUUCCCAUGAGCAAAGUGAUGCCCAUUGGCAUGGGGGGCUCUUGGCCCUCGCAGAGCUCUGCCGGCGGGGCCUCAUCGAUUCAGGCGGCCUUUCCCGCGUUGUGGAUCUUGUCAGCGGGGGGCUUUGCUUCGAUUUGAGUAAAGGCACCUACAGUGUGGGGGCGCACGUGCGGGAUGCUGCUUGCUACACGUGCUGGUCGAUCGCACGGGCCUACGACGUGCGUGAUAUUGAGCCUCAUGUGCACAAACUCAGCACCCAUCUCGUGGUAACUUCGCUCUUUGAUCGCGAGGUCAAUGUGCGGCGCGCGGCGGCGGCGGCGUUCCAGGAAUGCGUUGGCCGGUUGGGAAACUUUCCAGACGGCGUUACGCUGGUAACCGCAAUGGACUUUUUCUCUCUCGCCUCCAUGAGGAAUGCGUACUGCAUGGUGGCGCCCAAAGUCGCAGUGUACGAUGCGUAUCGUGGUACAAUGUUGGAGGAGUUGAUUAGAGUCAAGGUGAAUCACUGGGAUCGCGCGGUGCGGCAGUGCGCCGCCGCUGCCCUUGGCAGGAUAGCGCCAUUGGAGGAUGGGGGCACUAUUGAUGAAAUUUUUGCUGAACUACAGGGUCGCGUGCUGGAUCCUAUGCUGGCUACUCGGCAUGGUGUCGUGCUCGCCCUCACGGAGCUGGUUCUGGGAAUGCCUAAGGACACUUGGUCAAGCGCGCAACGAGAGCAGCUGGUGGAGGUGCUGGUGCGCCUGGAGGCGGCCCAUUUCUUCCGUUCACGUGGUGGUGAGUACCUGCGGCAGGCGGUCUGCCAGAUGCUUAGUGCUUGCGCGGAGCAAGCACUAGUCCUACCGGAGUUUGUUAGCGUGAUCAAACUCAGAGGGGAACGCGCCAAGGCGCGGACGCUGGCGAAGGUGCAGGAGUUUCUAGAGGAGACCUGGCGCAACAUCCUUGGUUGGGUGCAGGAAUCCGGGGCCGACGCCUUCCGCGUAUUCGCACGCGCCUACUACACCGAGUUCCAGCCCAAGUUUCAUGGAAAGGUGCUGGAAAAAAUGUUGGAGGCGUGCUCAGUGGGGAAGGGGUCUCCAUUGGAGCGCCGGGGCUUCUUGGCUGCUAUUGGCGGGCUUCCCCCUUGCAUGCUGACCGCAGUACGUCCCAAUUCCGAUUCGCCAUCUCAAGAGGCGCCGUAUUAUGUAUCGGUGCUGAAGGUGCUUUGUGAGGCCGCGCGUUGUGGUGAGGCGGAGCUCAGCGAUCUGGAACUGAACGAUGUUGAGGCCCGACGUAAUGCUGUUCAGUCACUAGGGAGGGUGAUGUCUACCCUUCAUCAGGACGUCGACGUAGGGGUGGAGUGCUACCGAAAGGUAGUUGAAGUACUUUUGGAGGCAUUGCACGAUUACACGGUUGACAAGCGCGGUGAUGUAGGCUCCUUUGUACGUCUAGAGGCGCUGAAUGCCCUUCCAGCGGUUGUGUUCCAUGGGCUGUUUAGAACGUCUUCACAAGGUUCACAGUCUGUCGGGCAGCCAUGGUGUGACGCACCCCUUGUGGUGCGUGUUUUGCAGAAUAUCAUCCGAGUGAUGAUGGAAAAGCUAGAUCGUAUCCGUUUAGUGGCGCUGGCGGCACUGAUCAACUUACUCGGCUCUUCUGGCGACGCCACGGAGGGGGAUUUGGUAUCUGCGAUCGAUUCCCAAAAGGACAUGAGCGCUGACGAAUCGGUGGUAUCGGAGACGCGUGUCUUGCAAAGCCUUGUCAUGCGCGCGCAGCGUGAUAACUGGGCCUCUCCUCAAGAUAUUCUUCUCCCAUUUGGGGUCGAAUUGCUACACCGCUGUCCCAGGGUCUAUGCGCAGUCAGUUAUGGAGGGACUCGUACUAUCUGCAGGAGAUCUUUCUGCUCACGUCAACGGGCCUGGCUUCGAGGCCUUGCUUCUGUCUUUUGGCGACGGUUCUGAAGAGGGUCAUCGACUUCGUCUUUCAGAGUGCUUAGUCGAAGUAGCCUCCAAGUAUAUUCACGUUGAGCGCGUGUUAGUUCCUUUGAGCCGUGUUCUAGACAGUUUACUCAACGCUGGAGUUUUUUCUGACACACAGCACCUGGCGGUGGUUACUAUACUGCGGCAGGAAUUUAAACAUUUCGCGACGUCCAUCACAGUGCUUCUUAGUUUAGUGGGAUUGCUGGCGAACCUGUGCCGCAGCACGGAUCCCGUUGCUCGCCGCGACGCGUGGUCGCUGGCACUCGUUGUGAUUGCGAGUCGUUACCCUAAAGUGCGCAGCAGGAUGGCGACGGAUUUGUAUACGGCUCUUUUGAUGUGGACCUCCACCAUGGAGUCCUCGCCAGAGGCUGGUUCGAACUCGGACUCUUUCAAAGAGCGCGAGGGCUGUGCGCGCGCCAUGCAGCAUCUCCUUUCUACUCAGUGGGAUGGCGCGGAUGCCAGCAAAGUGCGCGCGGCUCGAAACGCGCUCUAUGAAAUGCUUGGCAUCUCUCCGCCAGCCCCUGUGAGCCUUACAAAGGGUGAGACUAAAGCUAAGCCAGUGCGUCGUGAGAUUGUGGCUGGAGCCUACUCUGAUUUGGUUCACGAGGCCGGGUAUUAA
Messenger RNA from Phytomonas sp. EM1, 4299 nucleotides. Lineage: Eukaryota; Euglenozoa; Kinetoplastea; Trypanosomatida; Trypanosomatidae. The record is from the annotation of a GenBank genome assembly.